Messenger RNA from Vigna umbellata (rice bean), 1081 nucleotides. NCBI's taxonomy places the organism in Eukaryota, Viridiplantae, Streptophyta, Magnoliopsida, Fabales, Fabaceae. The record is from RefSeq and is a predicted model, not a curated record.
AUGGCUGUAGCCAGAUUUUCCAUGGAGGUGUCUAGACGAUCACGGUGUCAAGGUCUACAAAUCCAACCAUCAAUUUCUGUUUUAGAGCAAUUCUUUUUUCUGGCUCUUGGUGAAUAUAGAGUUCUAAGAACUCUGUCCGUUUCAAUUUUGGUACCUCGUAGGUCCAUUUGCGAAUUUUUUGCGUUUCAAGCGACUGGCGAGACGUUUCUGUGGGUUGAGGCUGUUUCUUGUAAGGAGGUGUCUAGACGAUCACGGUGUCAAGGUCUACAAAUCCAACCAUCAAUUUCUGUUUUAGAGCAAUUCUCUUUUCUGGCUCUUGGUGAAUAUAGAGUUCUAAGAACUCUGUCCGUUUCAAUUUUGGUACCUCGUAGGUCCAUUUGCGAAUUUUUUGCGUUUCAAGCGACUGGCGAGACGUUUCUGUGGGUUGAGGCUGUUUCUUGUUUUGUUGAAACGAAACAGAUCCUGGCAAUGGAUAUUAGCAGGGAAUAUUAUGAACUGGGGUUGCCUGUGAUUGAAAAGGCAGGAGUGGCUCACAAGAUUGACUUCAGAGAAGGUCCAGCACUUCCUCUUCUUGAUCAACUCAUCAAAGACGAAAAUAACAAGGGAAGCUUCGAUUUCAUCUUCGUCGAUGCUGAUAAGGAUAACUACUUGAACUAUCACAAUAGGGUGAUUGAGCUUGUCAAGAUUGGGGGAAUGAUCGCCUACGAUAACACCCUGUGGAACGGCUCUGUGGCCGCCCCAUCCGAUGCUCCUCUCUUGGAUUAUAUUAAGUAUUAUCGCGAUUUUGUGAUAGAGCUGAAUCAAGCACUUGCACUUGAUUCAAGGGUCGAGAUUUGCCAGCUUCCCGUUGGUGACGGCAUUACACUGUGCCGCCGCAUCAUCUGAUCACUCUGCUCCUUUUACCCGCAACAUACGGAAAAACACGAGUUUCAACUAUGUUACCUAAUCCAUGAAUAAAAUAAUGUGUGCUGCUUGGAUGAAUUUGAAUUUUUGUCUUGUAAGCGAAUACAUUCAUAACGUGUCUCUUCCUCAACACAAUACACAUGUAUUCAUUCCAAAUCAUAUUUACAAUAUAUUUAUA